Messenger RNA from Pelobates cultripes (western spadefoot toad), 603 nucleotides. The record is from the annotation of a GenBank genome assembly. Lineage: Eukaryota; Metazoa; Chordata; Amphibia; Anura; Pelobatidae.
AUGUCCGACACAUGCCCCAUGGUGGGUCCGGCUUCAACAUCUAAGAUGGUGGACAAGCUCCGUGAGCAGGGGCGUGAGCUGCACAGGCGGGAGACGACAUUGCCAGGAUUGGUGGAUAACAUGCUACAAUGCCUGGAGAGAUUCUGGCAAACGAUCGAAGCCCGAACGCUGCCAUCACAGCCCCAGCAACAAGGGGACCAGCGGAAGGGCAAGAGAAACUGGAAACCUGAACCCCUUAAAAGCAAAGUACCCAUGGCAGCAAGCAUGAAACUUGCCUCAGACAUGUCAGAGGGUAAAGCUACUUUGGCCACAACAGCACGGAGCAGACAGAGAUAUGGCGGAAAAUCAGCACCUGCAUUAAAUAGCGGACUACCCGAAGCCUUCACUAUCACCGGGCACGGAGGGACCUGGCACCUCAUGGAAUCCAGGACUAUAGACCCCAGAAGCACUCCCACUCCCAAGCCUGGAAAAACCAAGCCGACAUACUGGCGUACCUCCCACAGGCGGAAAACCCCAGAGACUCACCGACUAUACCGAGCUGAGGCAUUGGCUGACAUGGACAUGCCAUCAUCAUCACAUCACCUGCAUGCCUCAAGGACAUAG